Molecule: messenger RNA, 1266 nt
Organism: Zea mays
Lineage: Eukaryota; Viridiplantae; Streptophyta; Magnoliopsida; Poales; Poaceae
Exons: 1
Coding region: 108-692 (194 amino acids)
Source: RefSeq, a predicted model, not a curated record
AAAUUAUACACUACAUAACUUUUAUCUCCAUGUCUCAAUAGUCAAUACAAGAAUACAACCAGAAAAAUAAUGAGGACAUACAUAAGUCAGCUAGAAAGAAUGGAAAAAUGACCAACUAUCCCAAUGAAAUAUCAACACUAAACUCUUGCAGGGCAAGUAGGAAGUGCAGAACUCCGAACUCUCAACCAAAAUUCGCUAUAGAAUCAGAAGAGGAUGCGAGUGGGGACCUUUCCAGACGACGGGUCGGACACCAGUACUUUUCCUGCACGCACCGCGGCCUUGAAGUCAGAGAGCAGGUGUGCCCGUAUCACCGCCCCGGCGCCCUCGUCGUCAUCCUCCUCCCUUCGGCCACCACCCACCCCUACGGCCUGCUCGUACGAUGGCGGCGGCGGUACGGGAGAGGCAGUAGCUGGCGGCGGUGGCGGCUUUGGGGGUGGCGGUGGAGGGAGGAGGGAGGAGGGGGCCGGCGGCGUACCUGGAGGGCGGUGGAGGACGGCCGACGGCGUCUGGCUCUGGCGGCUCCUGGGCGCGCGCGAUGGCGGCUGGCAGCUCCUGGGCGCGCACGACGGCGGCUGGAGCACAGGCGUCUGGGCGGCUGGGCGCGAUGGCGUCUGGCGGCGAUGGAUCAAUGGCUGCGCGCGUUGGAUCAGCGGCUGGCCCACGAACGCUAUGAGCAUAGAACGUCCAUAUAGCGCAUAGAACGUCCAGAACGUGCGUUCCGACGUGUAAACGUCGUUUAAACGUCCAGAACGGACGUUCUACGCAGUUUUGGUAAAAUGUGCGGACGUUUUAUCUACUAAUCGCGUUUUAGCGUUUAAACGACGCUUAAUCGUCGUUUAAACGACGUUUUAAUAAUCAUGAAUAGGUAGUUAUUUGUUAGCUAGCUAAUUCCACUAACAAUUUUUAGCCAACUAACUAUUAAUUUCAGUGCAUUCAAACACCCCCUAAACCAGUUUAGAAAUGAACUGGCCGGCUAUCCUCAGUUCCUCACUCACGUCGCACUCGAAUUAUCCAAACAAUCUCUCCAAUCCUGCUUCCCUUUCUCUAGAUCCUUGAUGAGUCAGGCACCCGGACAAAACCUUCUCCCCGCCACCCAUCACCGUGUCACUCUCGCACAUUUGGCCCCGUGGAAGCUAUAGGGCACCUCCUUGGUCCUCCUCAAGACCGCAUAAAAAUGUCCACCACCGUCGCGCUCGAGGUAAAGGUAGAAACCCAGAAUAAGCAUUUCGCCACCAACUAAAGACGAUCAAGUGCAGAAAAUCGCGG